This is a messenger RNA of Microbotryum saponariae, 775 nucleotides long. The record is from the annotation of a GenBank genome assembly. NCBI's taxonomy places the organism in Eukaryota, Fungi, Basidiomycota, Microbotryomycetes, Microbotryales, Microbotryaceae.
AUGUUCUGUGAAAGAGUAAGAGAUAGAGCUGCGCCAGUCGUGGCCUCCGGAGACUCAGGCGCUUCGUCGGUGACGCUCGUCGAUUCGAUCGAUAACAUCGGCAUGUGUUGGGGUUAUUCGUGGGAGAGGUUUAGGGAGAAGAAGAGGUGGAAGUGGUGGGUGAGGGAAGGGGAGGAGGAGAGUGUCGAAUUGGGCGUUUUGCGGACUGCGGAUGAGGAAGGUUUGUUAAGGAUCUCGACGGUUUUGACGAUCCUUUCGGUACGUCGUGUAGUUGCAGGUUGAAAGCGGUUCAAUACUGUACACUGAUUUUCGUUUCCUGGUGUCUUCCGUAGAUCGUCCUCGCCCUCCUCAUUUCCAUCACCGAAUUCAUGGGGUAAGUAUUCGCACAUUAACGCAAGCACUCACAAAGAGACGCCCUUCUAACCUCUACUUUCUCCCUUCCCAGCCUCGCCUUGGAGAAAUGUACAGCCUGCGCCCAAGCAGCCGAGACAAGUCCGAACCUCGAUGGUCGUUGGUGGAGAUUCUGGGCGACUGCGAAUGACAAUUGUAAGUAGGGGCCCAGAAUUCUUCAGCGCAAUAGCCUCUUAACUCAUUCGCUUCGCGCCCCGGUCGUCCCCCCACCACAGCGGGUUACUUAGGUGCCGGUGUCGUCGCUUUAUUCAUCGUCGUUUUUACCAGUUGGUAUUUCGUCACCCGGGGAUUGCGAAAACGUCGUCAACGCAAGCACUUGCAUUCCGAUGAAGAUGAAAAGAUCGAGGGCAUCGAAGGGCGUUAG